AAGUGAUAACGCGUGUAGUGUGUCGUAUUAUCUUUAAUAGAAACAUUCUUUGCAACAUUCUUUGAUAGAAACAUUCCUUGCAAAUUUCUUCAUAUUUUUUUUUCUCGCUGGGGGGUACCUAACGAUACCUCAUAUUUGAUUGAACUAUAUACAUUAGUGAGGAUACGUAGCGCUUGCUUAGUGCGCAUGCGCGACUUUAUUCCUACGACAGCGCAUCACUGCUGCGCAGAAGGUGACGAAAAUUCGUCCGAGAAGAUAGCACAUCUUGUUACUUACACCAUGGAAGAGGUUACAAAAUUGGAACAUCUAUCUCUGGUGUCCAAAAUCUGCACAGAAUUGGAAAAUCAUCUUGGAUUGAACGAUAAAGAUUUGGCUGAAUUUAUUAUACAUCUAGCUGAAAAGAACAACACGUUUGCAGCAUUCAAGAAAGUAUUGAUUGAGAAUGGAGCCGAGUUCUCAGACUCCUUUAUGGCAAAUCUUCUUAGAAUAAUACAGCAUAUGAAACCUGCUAAAACAUCUGCCGAAAAGUCAUCGAAACUUAUAAAUAAACAGGACGAAAUGGCUUUGAAAUUCCCUGCGCUGGCAUUACCAAACAAUGAUCCGCAAUAUUCAGAUAUCAAAAAUGCUAAAGAUGAGGAUAUUGUUAACAAUGUUAUGGCUUCUUUAGAAGCAUUUGCACCAUCUAAUAAAAAGCAUUCUAGAGGUACUGAAAGAAAUAAUAGUAAGAUUGAUGGUUGUGAGAAGAAAGACAAACGGAGAAAAAGAAGCAGAAGCAGAUCAAAGGCAGACGAGGACGAGAAGCAUCUGCGUAAUCCAGAUAGGCCUACUUCCUUGUUAGAACUACAAGGUAAUUACGACGAGGACGAGACGUACUCGAGAAAGCGCGUGCAACGUUUAUCAUCGCCAGAGAAGUGGGAGAUUAAACAGAUGUUAGCAGCAUCGUGCAUCGAUAGGAACGAGUUACCAGAGUUCGACACGGAGACUGGGAUUUUGCCGCGAGAGGACGACGAAGAGGAGGACGUGGAGAUUGAGCUCGUCGAAGAAGAGCCACCGUUUCUGCACGGUCAUGGUAGAGCACUGGGAGACCUUAGCCCUGUGCGAAUAGUGAAGAAUCCGGACGGCUCGCUGGCGCAAGCAGCGAUGAUGCAGAGCGCCUUAGCGAAAGAGCGGAGAGAGCAAAAGAUGCUGCAACGCGAGCAAGAGAUGGACUCUGUGCCCACUGGUCUGAAUAAGAACUGGAUAGAUCCGUUGCCUGAAGCGGAAAGCCGUACACUAGCGGCGAACAUGCGCGGCAUCGGACUACAAACGCAAGAUCUGCCCGAAUGGAAGAAGCACGUGAUAGGCGGUAAGAAAUCUUCAUUCGGUAAGAAGACCAACCUGACACUGUUGGAGCAACGUCAGACCUUGCCGAUCUAUAAACUACGCGAUGAUCUAGUGAAAGCGGUAACGGACAAUCAAAUUCUGAUCGUCAUCGGAGAGACCGGCUCGGGCAAGACGACACAGAUCACGCAGUAUCUAGCGGAGGCCGGUUUUACCGCACGCGGCAAGAUUGGCUGCACGCAACCGCGCCGCGUGGCAACUAUGAGUGUGGCCAAGAGAGUGGCAGAGGAGUUUGGCUGCUGUCUGGGCCAGGAAGUGGGCUAUACUAUCCGUUUUGAGGAUUGCACCGGACCGGAGACUAGCAUCAAGUACAUGACCGAUGGUAUGCUGCUACGCGAGUGCUUGAUGGACCUCGAUCUGAAAACUUACUCUGUGAUCAUGUUGGACGAGGCGCACGAGCGCACGAUCCACACAGACGUAUUGUUCGGCCUGCUGAAACAGGCGGUAGGCCGUAGGCCCGAUCUCAAGCUAAUCGUCACUAGCGCCACCCUGGAUGCGGUCAAGUUUUCGCAGUAUUUUUUCGAGGCGCCAAUCUUUACCAUUCCCGGACGCACGUUUGAAGUUGAGGUGAUGUACACGAAAGAGCCGGAAACAGAUUAUUUGGACGCCGCGCUAAUCACCGUUAUGCAGAUCCAUUUGCGCGAGCCGCCGGGCGAUAUCCUGCUCUUUCUCACCGGUCAAGAGGAGAUCGAUACAGCCUGCGAGAUCCUUUACGAGCGCAUGAAAUCGCUGGGUCCGGAUGUGCCGGAACUAAUCAUUCUUCCCGUUUAUUCGGCUCUGCCAUCGGAGAUGCAAACUAGGAUAUUUGAGCCAGCACCGCCCGGCUCGCGCAAGGUCGUCAUCGCAACAAACAUUGCCGAAACUAGCCUGACGAUUGACGGCAUCUAUUACGUCGUUGAUCCCGGCUUCGUCAAGCAAAAAGUUUAUAAUUCCAAGACUGGUAUGGAUAGUCUCAUAGUGACUCCUAUAAGUCAGGCGGCAGCGAAACAACGUAGCGGGCGAGCCGGCAGAACCGGACCCGGAAAAUGUUACAGGCUCUACACCGAGCGGGCUUAUAGAGACGAGAUGUUGCCCACGCCAGUGCCGGAGAUUCAGCGGACAAAUUUGGCCACCACCGUACUGCAACUGAAAACUAUGGGUAUCAACGAUCUUUUGCAUUUCGAUUUUAUGGAUGCGCCGCCGGUGGAGUCACUGAUCAUGGCGUUAGAGUCGUUGCACAGCUUGAGCGCCCUUGACAACGAGGGUUUACUGACGCGGUUGGGUCGGCGAAUGGCAGAAUUUCCACUCGAGCCAAAUCUAUCCAAGAUGUUGAUCAUGAGCGUGCAUCUCCAAUGCUCCGACGAGAUCCUGACCAUCGUUAGCAUGCUAUCCGUUCAGAACGUCUUUUAUCGGCCGAAGGAUAAGCAGGCUUUGGCCGAUCAGAAGAAGGCCAAAUUUAAUCAGCCCGAGGGCGAUCACUUGACCCUACUGGCGGUCUAUAAUUCCUGGAAAAAUAAUAAACUAAGUAAUGCGUGGUGUUAUGAGAACUUUGUGCAGAUCAGAACGCUGAAGCGCGCCCAAGAUGUACGCAAGCAACUGCUGGGCAUAAUGGACAGGCACAAACUAGAUGUAGUAUCGGCCGGCAAAAAUACGGUGCGCAUACAGAAGGCGGUAUGUUCCGGAUUUUUCAGAAACGCCGCGAAGAAAGAUCCGCAGGAGGGAUACAGAACGUUGGUCGACAGCCAAGUCGUGUAUAUUCAUCCGAGUAGCGCAUUGUUCAAUCGUCAACCGGAAUGGGUCAUCUAUCAUGAAUUGGUGCAGACUACCAAAGAAUACAUGAGAGAGGUGACGACCAUUGAUCCAAAGUGGCUAGUGGAGUUUGCGCCCGCGUUCUUCAAAUUUAGCGAUCCGACCAAACUCAGCAAGUUUAAAAAGAAUCAGAGACUAGAACCGCUUUAUAAUAAAUAUGAGGAACCAAAUGCGUGGAGGAUAUCCCGGGUUCGCAGGAGACGUAAUUAAAAGAUUUGCUGAUAAUCUAUGUAAAUAUCAUUCCGCGUUAUAACGAUUUUACCUGCUUGCAUAAUAUUUUAUUUUUUGAAAAUCAUAGAGAAAAAUAUACUCUUAAAAAUAUACUUUAGCUCAAAGUAGUAUUUUUUUUUAUCACAGUAAUAGCUUGCACCUACAAUGAUAAAACUUUGAAAAGACGAAGAACAUUUUUAUUUUGCAUGUGUAAUAUACUAUCUUAUUCUGAUACACAUGUAAAAAAUAUUUUGCUUUAUUAUUAGGAAAAGCAAGGAGUAAAGACAAGUUAUAUAGUUAUAAUAUCGCGAAGACAUUAUAUGACUCGAUUUUAUUAUAAACUAUAAAGUGUGUGUCACGAGAAAACAGAAAAACAUAAUGUAAUCAUUGAAUCAUAUGUACAAGAAUGCAAUUAUAAAGAAGAUUAUUUACGAAUCUUUACAAUGUACAUACUUGCAAACGUUGUAGUAAAUAUAACCAUGUUCACAUUAAAUU
Molecule: messenger RNA, 3873 nt
Organism: Formica exsecta
Lineage: Eukaryota; Metazoa; Arthropoda; Insecta; Hymenoptera; Formicidae
Gene: pea
Product: ATP-dependent RNA helicase DHX8
Exons: 1
Coding region: 187-3378 (1063 amino acids)
Biological process (GO): spliceosomal complex disassembly; mRNA splicing, via spliceosome
Cellular component (GO): catalytic step 2 spliceosome; intracellular anatomical structure
Molecular function (GO): ATP binding; RNA binding; RNA helicase activity
Source: RefSeq, a predicted model, not a curated record